Saitoella complicata NRRL Y-17804 is the source of this 574-nucleotide messenger RNA. RefSeq lists its product as uncharacterized. Lineage: Eukaryota; Fungi; Ascomycota; Saitoellomycetes; Saitoellales; Saitoellaceae. Bases 323 to 493 code for a protein of 56 amino acids. The transcript has 2 exons. The record is from RefSeq and is a predicted model, not a curated record.
GUUCGAAUCUCGGUCGAUGCGAAAGGCCAUGCCGACCGUUAACCAUUCCUCCGAUCCGAGAGACAGAUGAAUUCUCCUGGCCAUCUAUGAACCAUUACCGAGUUCUCAUGUCGAUCGGGGCCAACGCCUGUCAUCGUUUUCGAGCUCGGGAGCCCACGCGCACACACGCACACGCGCACACGCGCACACGCAUGGGAUGGACAUGUGGACCCGAGAAGUCUCCGCCCCUCCCCACACCCGACAAAUGGCGUACCUUGCGGACCACGUAUAACAUACAGCCAGCUACAUCGCUGUUCAAUUCAUUAUCUGAUCAAUUGACAAAAUGAACCGCGGUCCUCUCAUCUUGACCAUCGACGAAGCCGAGUACCUUCUCGAUCAGCUCCCUCCUCCGGGUCCUGACAUGUCUCCCCUCGAGGAGAAACUCCGCGAAAAGCUUGAGCAGUUCUUGAGGGAAGUCCGUAAGAACGCUGAGGGUGCUGGGAAGUCUGACUAAAUCUGUCAUUCCCUAAUAUGAUAAUGCAGUGGGUGUGUAGGUAGUUGGAACGGGUGGUUUGUCAAGUUAUACCCUCUCUCU